UAACAGAAGAUGAAUUAGAGUGGUUGGGUUGAAGAGUCCCUUUUCGUAUGCCUGCAAAUCCAUCAGGUAUCAAAGGAAUUUCAACCCUCUUCACUUUCACUCCUCGUCAAGUUUUGUUAAGCAAUCGAACCAUGAAGAACGGAACCCUAAACCCUGAACAGAAGCAGAAGCUUCUUCUGAACCAAUCAAUUGCUCUUUACUUGGAACGCUCUGGAUUCUCCAAAACCCUCAAAAAGUUUCUCUCUGAAGCCAAAAUUGAGAACGAUAAUACAGAGGGUUCAACAGUGGAUCUAGAAGAGAUGUGCCGCAAAUAUUUGGAAACAGGUAGCAAGGAUGCUAAGUCAACUAUCAAUGAUCAAAAAGCGCAAGGUGUGGAUUCCAAAAAUGACGAGGAAAAAUCCAAGGGAAAAAAGAAAAAGAAAAGCAACGUAGUUUCUGAAUCUGUUGUUGAUAAUGCGGAAGACAACCAAUUGGAGUCACCAACUGUGGGUACUGAAAACAAAGUUAAGGAUGAUUUAUCUACAGAUGCCAAAGUUGAUAAUGGUGUUGAGACAGAGAAACGGUCCAAACAUAAAAAGAAAAAGAACAAUAAGUCAAAUAUUGAAGGGGGUGCGAUAGAGCAGAAUGCAGUUACAGAAAAUAAAGUUAAGGAUGAUUUAUCCAUAGAUGCCAAAGUUGAAAAUGGUGCUGAGACAGAGAAGAGGUCCAAACAUAAAAUGAAAAAGAAAGAUAAGUCAAUUAGUGAAGGGGAUGCAAAAGAGCAGAUUGGAGACCCCGAUGCAACAAAUGAAGAAGCAAUUCCUGAAGAGAAGAAAGAUUCUAAGAAAAGAAAACGACCAAUUUCUAAAGAAAAUGAUGAACAAGAUACCGAAAUGAAGGUAGAUGAAGAAACCAAACGCAGGAAAAUAGAAAAUGGGAGUGAAUCUAAGGGAGAAGACCAAUCAGCAAAACCAAACGGGCACUCUGAGAAUGGGGCAGUGCAAAAGUCUCAGAAGAAAAAACAUAAAGAAUCAUCUGAGCAAAAACCAGUGAAGGCGGCAUUUCAACGCGUACAGGUUGACAAAGUAGAAUUUGUUGAUGAGAGGCUUCAGGAUAACUCAUAUUGGGCAAAGGAUGGUGCCGAGAGUGGUUAUGGUGCAAAAGCAGAAGAAAUUCUUGGCCAAGUCAGAGGAAGGGAUUUUCGCCACGAAAAGACCAAGAAGAAACGUGGGACCUAUAGGGGUGGACUUAUUGAUUUACAUUCCCACUCAGUUAAGUUUAAUUAUUCAGAUGAGGAGUGACUGAGAAGCAUAACUUUUUUCUUGUCAAGAAAGAUUGUAUCGAUGUUUGCUACUUGAGCACCAUGCAGGUGUUAUCAAAAUUUUGCUACAUUAUUGGUUUAUUGAAACAAUGUUGCUCAUUUGGACAACGAUAUUUUAACAGUUUUGCAAAUUUCAUCGUGCUGCUUAAUGCUUCCAGUGUUGCAUCUAAUAUAACAAUUCUGGGGCGUGAGCUUCUGUUUUGAUUGCCUUGGGAUAUCAUCGUAUCAAAUGGAAAGCUUAUUUUGUUGA
Molecule: messenger RNA, 1550 nt
Organism: Medicago truncatula (barrel medic)
Lineage: Eukaryota; Viridiplantae; Streptophyta; Magnoliopsida; Fabales; Fabaceae
Product: suppressor protein SRP40
Exons: 7
Coding region: 48-1280 (410 amino acids)
Cellular component (GO): nucleolus
Molecular function (GO): protein binding
Source: RefSeq, a predicted model, not a curated record